Oppia nitens is the source of this 744-nucleotide messenger RNA. Its product is annotated as pseudouridylate synthase TRUB2, mitochondrial-like. Bases 1 to 744 code for a protein of 247 amino acids. Gene Ontology annotation, molecular function: pseudouridine synthase activity; RNA binding. Gene Ontology annotation, biological process: pseudouridine synthesis; RNA processing. The transcript has 3 exons. NCBI's taxonomy places the organism in Eukaryota, Metazoa, Arthropoda, Arachnida, Sarcoptiformes, Oppiidae. The record is from RefSeq and is a predicted model, not a curated record.
AUGACAUCACUUUAUGAGAUCCGAUACGCGCCGAGCGUUUGGCGUCUACUUAACGGCGUCUUCUGUAUCUAUAAACCAAACCAUAAGUCAGUUUCAUCGACCCGACGGACACUUCUUAAUAAUCUAUGCAAUGAUCUCAACGAUAUGAUAGUCCGACCGCCGCGACAAAUGGUUCAAAUAGCUGGUGAUCUUUCGUCGGGCAAUGAACUGAAAGUUGAAAUCAAAGAAAAUUUGUCCGACAAUCCACUUGUUGUCGGCAAACGAUAUCAACAGCAAGACUUUGCACUUUCUGUUGUCAAUAAUCCGGGAUAUUUUGCGUCCGGUGUUGUUGUCGUGUUUAUCGGCAAAAUGGCCAAAAAUGCCAACGAAUUUAGAAGAGCUAAUCAUUUAAGAGUUUACGAAAUAAAAGGCCGAUUAGGUAUGACAACAGACAAUGCGAACAGUGAUGGAAGGAUUGUCGAAAAGUCGUGGUUCAGACACGUCAACGAAGGACGGAUAAGCCGAGUCCUGAGCAAAAUCGAGUCAACACAUCAAACGCUUAUGUAUAAAGUUAUGGGAAUCGAUAUGACCACUCAGGAAGCAUACGAUUUGGCCUCUCGGGGAAUGGUUAGGCCAGCUAUGCGUAAGACUAUUCCCAUCUUAUAUAGGUUACGUUUGACAGACUUGUCAUUGCCCGAGUUUACCAUUGAAGUCGAAUACUCAAACGGUACGGACCAUUCACUGUCGACCACUCUUUAUUGUUAA